Molecule: messenger RNA, 2360 nt
Organism: Phaeodactylum tricornutum CCAP 1055/1
Lineage: Eukaryota; Bacillariophyta; Bacillariophyceae; Surirellales; Neidiaceae
Exons: 1
Coding region: 168-2360 (730 amino acids)
Molecular function (GO): acyltransferase activity, transferring groups other than amino-acyl groups
Source: RefSeq, a predicted model, not a curated record
CAAGUAAAGCCGAAGCAUCAGUUGCUUCCAGAAAGAAAAACCAAAAGCGUUUCAUUGCCGUCAAAGAAUGCCUCGCUAAUAAAUCAAUAGAGGGCUGUCGUUUGAUUGACAGUGAGUAAAAUUCAGAGCACUGUCUUCCCUUUUUUCACCUGCAAGGCGUACAGACAAUGGCAUCGAGUGAAACAGCUGUAUUGGAGGACGUCCACGAUCCCUACAGCUGGUCUACCUCAUUGGGUUCGACUCCUCCUCUUUUAACUAGCGCGGCAUGUACUGGAUCGCUCGCGACUUUCUUUUCUGACGCUUCCGCGCUUUCCGUUGCGACCGAAGCAAGUAGUCAUCCCUCCGGACUGGAAGCACUUUACGCGCAGCCCUGGGUAUACGCAGGAGGAGGAUUGGGAAAUAUUGAUGAAUGUUCUUUGCAAACAUGCCUAGCCGGAGCCGGUGUUCGUAGAGAUUCCAUUACUUUCGCAGCCGUAUGCGUUGUCCCUGAAUGCUCGGCCUUCGAUUUGGCGGCCGAUGACUUUGUAAGUACAGUCGCACGCGUCUCUGCUGGAGAAUCGUCGGUGGACCCUCCGCUGGCGCAAGAAUACGUUACGUUGCUCGAUCGAAUAGCUGAUCUGAACAAGUUCCUCCAAACAGGAUGGAUUUGCGGGGAUUUUACCGUACCCUGGAGCUUGGUGCCAUUUGGAAUCAUCUUUAUUGCUGUAAUUCUUUUGCUGUUAAUUUUUUCCAUGGUUGGGACGCUGUCGCGACAGCGGCGGAAUUUUUCAAAGAGCGCAAACAAUGGCACCGUUAAAGGAGCGGAAACUAGCAAUUCUCUCGAAGCGUCUUCCAGUCGAGAGAAAGUAGAGAACGACGGCGACAUCGGCGGGCUACUCUUUACAAAUCCAAUAUGGUCUUCGUUUGACAUGUCAAGGCACGUACGGCGACUGAACCGUCAGCACUCUACCGAGACUGCUGUGCUGGACGGCCUGCGUGUAGGGAGCAUCUCUUGGAUUAUGUUGGGUCACUCCAUGGCGAUCAUGAGCACCAGUGGAGCUGGUUACUCCAAUCCGGCCAACUUUCUUCCACCGCAUGGCUUGACGACCACUGUUGCUGGCCAAUUACUAUUUUCGAGUCGACUUGCAGUGGAUACGUUCCUGUGCAUUAGUGGAUUCUUAAUGGUGCACGUCGUAGAUCGCAAAAUGCCGCGAAGAAAUUCUCGGCCUGUCGUUUGGAGAUAUCUUACAAACAUACCUUCUCUAUUCUUUGCUCGGGUUGUACGAAUACUGCCUGUCUACGCUGCUUGUUUAGGGUUUUACACUCAAAUUGCACCCCAUCUGGGUAGUGGACCUUUUUGGUAUCAAUGGUUGGCCCUGUUAAAACCUUGUCACGACUACGGCUGGACCAACUUUCUCUUUGUCAACAACUUUGUUCCGUUGGAUCUUGCCAUUACAGAGACUUGCUUCUACCAUUCCUGGUACCUUGCUGUGGACGUACAACUCUUUGUUGUCGGUAUUUUUCUAGUGUUUUGGUACCAGUCGAAUUCAAUGCACGGUCGUCGAGUGACGCUCUCGCUAGCUUUGCUUUCGGUAUUGAUCACAAUGUAUUUGAGCUACAACCGUCGCUGGAGUGUAAAUACAUUUGACGGUGCCGCUGUCGCCCGCUUUGAUGUUGAGGCCUACGCUAAACCGCAUAUUCGUGCGCAAGCCUACUUUGCUGGCAUGUACGUCGCCAUGCUCCUUCCUACUUCCGUGCUUCGACAACGGAGUUCAUGGACUUGGAGACUACAUUUAGCGAUGGCAGUAGCUUUGGUGUGCAUGGCUCUAGUCACAUUCGGAACCGCGGCCGGUGCAUACGCCCGUCGUCCAUGCCAAUACACAGAAUGGCCAGAAGUCGAUCACUGCGGUUCAUCGUGGUCGCGAAACGUCACAUUUCUGUAUACGGCGCUGGGUCGCACGGUAUGGAUAGCUGGAGUAGCAGUUCUGUUGUACAUAUGCGUGGGUCGGAAUAGCGAACGCAGUUUGCUGGCGUCCGUUCUAUCGUGGAAAUGCUGGACAGCUCUGUCGCAACUUUCUUUCGGAGCCUACUUGAUUCAUCCUAUUGUCAUUUUUGUGUGGCAAUUAGCCGAUCGCCAAAAAGAGCAAUUCCGCUUAUUGACGUUCGGAAUGAACUAUCUGUCUGUUUGUGUGGUAAGCUACGUAUUGGCCUUGGCUACAGCGCUAAUUAUUGAAUUUCCUUGUGCCGAUCUGUGGCAGCAUUUCCUACGCAACUGGAACCGGACGAGUCCGUCGAGGAACCCUCCGAUUUACCAAAGCGGGUGUGAGGCGAAUGAAAUCGUGCAGCUCACCCGAAGCGGUCGCUACGGGUCCCUAGAGUGA